AUGACUUGUGGUCUAUUUCGAGGAGGCGAGUUUACAGAGGAAGAGGAAGAUACUGAAAGAGAAAGCGAAAAGGAAGAACAAGUAGAAGAAGAUGAAGAAGUAGAAGAAGAUAAACAACAAAAAAAAGAUAAACAAGUAGAAGAAGAACACGAUGAAAAAGAGGAAGGGGAGACCGUAGUAGGUGAAGAGUCAAGUUCAUCGCCUAGUGAACAAGAUGAAACACCAACGGAUACUAAGAAGAGAAAGAAGGCUGAGGAAAAGGGAAAGAAAGUGAAGGCUAUUGAAAAAGAACAAAAGGCAAGAGAAGAGAGAAGGAGGAAGGGAAAAGCCCCAAUGAAACCAGAAAAAUCUAAGUUAAUUACACUGUCUUUGGAAAUUGUGAAUGUAAAUACUGUUCUGAAUGUGUGUUUUAAUGUUUAUAAAGUAUUUUGUUCCUUUUUGAAACAACUUGAAGUGUCCCACAUGCUCGCAACCCCAAUUGAAGUGGGAAUGUCAUACUUUGCACCAUUCAUGGAGACAGAAAAAGAUAUACUCAAAGAAGCAGAAGAUAAGCUUCGAAAGACCAAAAAUUCUAACCACAUAGCCCAUGUUUCGCUGAAUAGAGGCAUGCCCUCUACAAGUGGGAUUGAUGGUCUGACGAGAAUGGUAGAGAAGAUUGAGAAUAGCCAAAAGAGGAUGGAGACAAGUGUGGAAGGUAUUCUUGAGUUUCUUAAAUCUGGAGCAAGGGCAUUUGAAGAACACCUUGACAAAGUGAAGGAGGACCAAGAAGAAGAUGAUGAUGUUGAAGAUUUGAACUUGGAUUCAAGCAAUCCAACGGUGCUUGAAAAAAGGAAUGACGAUAAAGACAAAGACGGAAAAGGGCUCAUGGAUGAAAGUCGAGCAUAA
Molecule: messenger RNA, 885 nt
Organism: Cucumis melo (muskmelon)
Lineage: Eukaryota; Viridiplantae; Streptophyta; Magnoliopsida; Cucurbitales; Cucurbitaceae
Exons: 7
Coding region: 1-885 (294 amino acids)
Source: RefSeq, a predicted model, not a curated record